Molecule: messenger RNA, 1044 nt
Organism: Trypanosoma rangeli
Lineage: Eukaryota; Euglenozoa; Kinetoplastea; Trypanosomatida; Trypanosomatidae
Product: methylenetetrahydrofolate dehydrogenase-like protein
Exons: 1
Coding region: 1-1044 (347 amino acids)
Biological process (GO): tetrahydrofolate interconversion
Cellular component (GO): cytosol
Molecular function (GO): methylenetetrahydrofolate dehydrogenase (NADP+) activity; methenyltetrahydrofolate cyclohydrolase activity
Source: RefSeq, a predicted model, not a curated record
AUGAAGGCAGAGAAGCUCAGUGGCCGGGCCCUCGGAGGCGCAUUGCUUGAGCGCGUUAAACGCGAGGUGGCUCUUCUUCGUCACCCACCGAGCCUUGCGGUUGUCGUUGUUGGUAACCGGCAUGACUCACUGCGGUACGUUGCGGUGAAGCAGCGAACAGCCGAGGCGUGCGGUAUUCGCUUCCAACUUUUUAGGUUUCCCGAAACUGUCUCAGAGGGGCGGUUACACCAAGAACUCCGCCACAUCAGUGGGGAUGAUGCAUUUGACGGGGUUCUUCUGCAGCUGCCGCUUCCCUUACACGUUUGUGUGCGUCCUGCUCUCCUGUGUAUUCACCCUGGCAAGGAUGUGGACGGCCUUCACCCACUUAAUGCAGGAAACCUUUUUCUGCAUUCCAACCCUGUCUAUGAGGAGGCCGUUCAAAAAAACUCCUUGACUGAGAAGGACGGGUCACUGGCAACACAUCUUCUGAAUGAAGGACGCUACUUCAUUCCCUGUACGGCGCUGGCAGUACGUGCACUGCUUUUCUCGUAUUUGGAAAGGAAGGCGGCGGCCGUGCUUGUGCCUUCUGCGAAUCCUAGAGAUUUGCACGUUGUGAUCAUCAACAAGAGCAUGGUGGUUGGUGUCCCGACAGCUGCGUUGCUACAGAGGGAGAAUAACUUCAUGGUGACACUUUGCAGCCGUUCCAACGAUCUUGAGGCGGUGAAGCAGGUGAGCCGGCAUGCUGACGUUCUGGUGACUGCUAUUGGUAUACCGCGUGUGGUGACGGCGGACUUUGUGAAACCUGGAGCCAUCGUGCUAGAUGUGGCAAUCAACGAGUACCCUUCUUUUGGAGGAAGGACGCCGUCUGGUCGUCGGCGCGUGUGCGGCGACGUGGACGUGGCGUCUGUGAGGGAAAAGGCGGCCGCAUUUACUCCAGUACCAGGGGGUAUUGGGCCCUUGACGGUUGCGUACCUGAUGCGAAACACACUCAAGGCUGGCAUCCUGGCUGAAAACGGCAUAAACCUUUUCCCCCCCGAUGCCUUCGCGCGGGAGGGUGCGACGUAA